GCUUGAUUGCGAGCUUGGGCCUCUGAGGCGGCGGAGGUGGGUUUUACUGCGCCCCUCGGGCGCCAGCCGUGCUUCCGCGCGUUUGGUUGUAAAUCGUAGGGGACAGUCUUCCCCCAGCAAGGCGUACGUCUCCUGGAACCAGAGCCUCGAGUGAGGACAGCACUGGGGAAUUUGGGGCGGUUUGACUACUCCCGCAACGUUUUUCGUCACAGACCAUGAAGGAGACCUCCCUGCUGGCGCCUUCUUUAGUUUCCUCAGAUUAUAACCUUCCCAAACCUGCCUGAAGCGGCCAGUUUCCCCUCUCCAGCAAAAUGGUGCUGGCUAACUCAGAUCUGAGCGAUCAGUUGUGUCGUUAACUUGGCUUUCUGGAAAGAAAAGUGAAGCUCUACUUCUAGAACUCGGUCUGGAUUAGAACUUCUGCCUCUUUUGUCCAUCUCUAUAUGUCCACAUUCCUUAGAGAAGAAUCAUUAUACAGAGAAAAUGGCAGAAUCACUAGUGUCUUCUAAAUAGCCAUUAAUCCCACCAAUCCAUCCCAUUUUCAUUCAAGAAGUAUAAGAAAUGCUGAAUAAAAAUUAUUAGUUGCCCGAUUCCACAGAUAAAUUGGAAUAAAUCCAGGUACAGUGGAACAAAUCCAAAUACAGUAACGGGAAUGGAAGUUACUUAUUUUAAACUCAAAUACUAGAUUUUACCAUGAUCUCUUGAAGGACAAAUAGAAUCAAGUUUUUAAAGUUUUACCAGGUAGACUUGCAGUAUAGUUUCACAGAAUAAUCCUUAGAUUUCAAUAAACUUUCAAUAAGAGCUCUCCCCUUAGAUUGUUUAUCAACUAGUCACCCUGUAGAAGAGAUCUUUAGUUUUUGAAAGGUGGUUUGGAGUCAGUUCUUAGAGUGUUACUGGUUCCCAGCUGCUUGGAUGUACCCGGCAUCAUACAGAUCUCAGCAAUACAACUCUGGCCUUCGACAUUUCUCAUCUAUCAGCACAGUGGCAUGCAACCUGGCUAUAAAGAAGGAAGACUUUCAGGCCCCCAUCGUCAGCGGAGCCAUAAGGUGAACUGCAGGAAGGUUCAGCCCGGUACACGUGGGGCAGAGCCAGCCAGGGAGGAGUGGAGAGGCCAGAGCUAUAGCUCUGUGCAGCCCACACGAGGAUGUCUCCCAGCCUUCAAGAAGGUGCUCGGCUUGGGAAAAGCAAACCCCUGCCCUGCUCCUUUUCAAUUGAGAGCAUCUUAGGACUGGACCAGAAGAAAGACUGUGUUCCAUCAAUGAAACCCCACAGGCCCUGGGCAGACACCUGCGGCGCUUCAGGGAAAGAGGUUAACCUAUGUCUACAUGUCCCGAGUCUUCCUAAUGGGAUCUCAUUACCUUGUACUGUGGAUCACUCAGUGCCGGAAGAAAGUGUUUUGAAAUAUGAAGAUUACUUUUCACCCUCAGAAAGACUUUCUUUGAAAAGAGAGUUGAGUUGGUAUAGAGGCCGAAGACCCAGAACCGCUUUUACUCAAAACCAGAUUGAAGUGUUGGAAAAUGUCUUUAGAGUAAACUGCUAUCCUGGCAUUGAUAUCAGAGAAGACUUAGCUCGAAAAUUGAACCUAGAGGAAGACAGAAUCCAGAUCUGGUUCCAAAAUCGGCGUGCAAAGCUGAAAAGAUCCCAUAGAGAAUCACAGUUUCUCAUGGCCAAAAAAAAUUUCAACACAGAUCUCCUGGAAUAGAUAGAAAACUAAACAUGGGGAAUUAUCUUCCAAUUGUGGAAUAUAAAGAAUCAAUGGGGAUAUCAAGUGUUAAAAAUGUGAUGUUUUCUUUUCCGUGUUUAAUCUGAGUAUUGUCUUUUUUUUCUGAAAAUAUAUUGUAAAUAAUUACUAUUAUAACAUGGUACCUAUUAUACUUGGGCACUUUUAGUUACAAUAAAGGCCUUUCCUAUAUAUUUUAAUAAACAUUUUCAGAAAAAGCCAGCUAUUUUUUGUGAGCAAAUUUAAUCUAAUAAAUUAGUUUGCUAAAAUCAGUAAACUCAUGACUAAUUGACUCCACAAAUGGAUUCCAUUUACAAAAUAAUUCAAGUCAAAUAAUCUGAAGAAUGGCACAAAGGUGUGAUUUGUUUCAAUAAGUUUCCUUCAACUGCAUUUUGAAACAUUAUACUUAAAUAUAUUAGUGUGAUUUAUUCGUGAAUCUUUUGUUCCUUUUGAUUUCUGGCAGAAAGCAGUGAGAAUUUCUCACCAUAUAUCAAUACAAAUCCGUAUAGCAUUCCAGUUUCAAGUUGUUUUUUUUUAAAGCAAAGUUAUUAUUGCCAAAGUAGAGAUGUAAAAUCAUGAGUUGUCUUAUUCAUGCCAUUAGUAUUGCAUUGCACAAAAGAACUGAGCUACAAAUAAAUGCAAAUUUUAAAAUGUU
Molecule: messenger RNA, 2372 nt
Organism: Aethalodelphis obliquidens (Pacific white-sided dolphin)
Lineage: Eukaryota; Metazoa; Chordata; Mammalia; Artiodactyla; Delphinidae
Gene: HESX1
Product: HESX homeobox 1
Exons: 6
Coding region: 1142-1699 (185 amino acids)
Biological process (GO): regulation of transcription by RNA polymerase II; forebrain development; pituitary gland development
Cellular component (GO): nucleus
Molecular function (GO): DNA-binding transcription repressor activity, RNA polymerase II-specific; RNA polymerase II cis-regulatory region sequence-specific DNA binding
Source: RefSeq, a predicted model, not a curated record